CGGCGGUCUGUUGCCUCGCCAGUCCCGUUGCCAUGGAGCUGCCCGGGAUCAGCGCCGCCUACCUCAAGCAGCUGCUGCUGGCGAUGGCGGCCAGCCUGGGCUACCUCACCGUGGGGCUGGUGCGCGGCUUCUCGUCGCCCGGGGUGCCCUCCAUGCAGCAGACGACGCCCUGGCUCGUGCCCGACGACGACGCCGUCUCCUGGGUCAGCUCGGUGCCGCCGCUGGGCGCGUUCGUGGGCAGCCUGGCGUCGGGCCCGCUGCUACAGCGGCUCGGCCGCAAGCGCACCCUCAUGAUCAGCGCGCCGCUGUUCGUCGCCUUCUGGGUGCUGCUGGCCUUCUCGCAGAACUACGCCAUGCUCUUCUCCGCGCGCAUCCUCACCGGCUUCUGCGCCGGCAUCUCCAUCCCGUCCGCCCAGGUCUACGUGAACGAGAGCGCUCACGCGCGCGUGCGCGGGGUGCUGGGUUCGCUGCCGGCGCUGUUCAUGUCGGGCGGCAUCCUGCUGGCCUACGUGCUGGGCGCGUGGCUGCCGUGGCAGGCGCUGGCCGGCGCGUGCGCGGUGCCGCCCGCGCUGCUCUUCCUCUCCCUGCUGCCGCUGCCAGAGUCACCCGUCUGGCUGGCCGACCGCGGCAGACACGCUGAAGCCGCGCGCGCUAUGGCCUGGCUACACCGCGACAGCGUCUUCGGUGGCGACCCUGCCGCCUCCCCGGAGCCACCAAUGGCGCUCACGGCGGUGAAGUCAGACGGCGGCGGCGUCAGCAGCGGCGUGUUCACCCUCAGUGACGACACGCCGCCUCCGUACAACGGCACGCACCAGGAGGCGACAGCACCAGAGAAGGAGAAGGAGAAGGACAAAGCCCCCAGCAAGGGCGCGUCGGCCGCCCAGGAGGGCAGUCCCUUCAGCCGGAGGGCGCUGCUGCGCAGGCCCGUCCUCAUCCCACUGGCCCUCUCGCUCGCCCUGCUCGUCUUCCAGCAGCUCAGCGGAAUCGACUCGGUAGUGUUCUACACGGUGAUGAUCUUCGAGAGCGCGGGCAGCACGCUGGACGACCACGUGGCCACCAUCAUCGUGGGCGCGGUGCAGCUGCUGGCCAACGUGGCGGCGCUGUUCGUGGUGGACCGCGCAGGCCGCCGCCCGCUGCUGCUCGCCUCCGGGGCGCUCAUGGCCGUCUCCAUGGCGGCGCUCGGCGCCUACUUCAACCUGCAGGAGCAGAACCGCGAGGAGGGCCUGGAGCUGCUGCCACUGGCCAGCCUGGUGGUGUUCAUGCUGGGCUACUCGCUGGGCUACUGCACGCUGCCCUUCCUACUGAUGGGCGAGCUGCUGCCGGAACGCCAGCGCGGACCGCUCAGCUCGCUUGCCGGCUCGUUCAACCUUGCCUUCAUGUUCGUCGUCAUCAAGACCUUCCACAACUUCCAGCAACUGCUCGGCAACGACGGCACCUUCUGGCUGUAUGGCGCCAUGUGCCUCGCUAGCUGCGCCUUCGUGUGGCUGCUGGUGCCCGAGACGCGCGCCAAAUCGCUCGCAGAGAUCGAGCAGUUCUUCGAGGACAGCCACCAGGCGCGCAAGGAGAAGCGCGCCGCGGCCGCUAGGGCGGUCCUGGAGACCUGA
Molecule: messenger RNA, 1604 nt
Organism: Schistocerca americana (American grasshopper)
Lineage: Eukaryota; Metazoa; Arthropoda; Insecta; Orthoptera; Acrididae
Product: facilitated trehalose transporter Tret1-2 homolog
Exons: 9
Coding region: 33-1604 (523 amino acids)
Biological process (GO): transmembrane transport
Cellular component (GO): membrane
Molecular function (GO): transmembrane transporter activity
Source: RefSeq, a predicted model, not a curated record